CUCAUGAAAUCCAAAACAGAAGAGCAUUCUUUCCAGCCACCUAGUUUUAUGUCAGAAUGGUCAAGUAAAGAAAAAGCCGAGUUUGCUUUCCAGUUAUUACGAACACUUCCACCUAGCGAAGUAAACAGUGUUAUUCACCGCUUAUCACCUUAUUUACACCAUGAUAUUAUAUUUCAACUACCCUAUGAAAUAGCUCUUUACAUAUUCAGCUUUCUCGACAGUCGCUCACUUGCUCAGGCCUCAAGAGUCUCCAAAAGUUGGAAAGCGAUAUCUGAAGAACAAGCCUUGUGGAGAGGACUGUUUGAGCUACAUGACUGGAAAUACAAUCAUGCAGAGAUGGAAAAUUUCCUUUAUAAUAAACCUCAAGAAGAAGACUAUGAUGCCGCUAGUAGUGGGAGUAGUGGGAAUAUUGCCAUUGUAAACCAGUUCUCGCCUGUUCCGAUCAAAAGAAAUACUUUGUUUAAUCAUACAAAAGACAGACCAUUACUAUCCAUCAAGCGACAAGGGAAAAAAGAGGCAGGUACGCAAAAAAUCGCUAGACAUGAAUCAAAUCUUGAAGAAGCACAGGCCGAGCAUGAAGUAAAUGGCUAUGAUCCUAUCUCCGACACUCGCUUUAUUGACUGGAAAGCACUCUAUAAAAAUCGAUUUGAGAUCCAAAAGAGAUGGUUAUCAGGGAGCUGCAAGGUUGAGAAGUUCCCACCAGACUCAACUCGUAUGGCUGAUAUGCAUUCAGAAGGCAUCUAUUGUAUUCAAUUUGACAAGCAUAAACUCGUAACAGGAAGUCGUGAUAGAACAAUCAAGAUUUGGGAUUUGGCAACUGCAACUUGCAAACUACAGCUAAGCGGUCAUGAAGGCAGUGUUCUUUGUUUACAAUAUGACGACCGACAUGUUGUGAGCGGAAGUUCUGACUCUACUGUGAUCAUUUUCGAUAUUGAAACAGGAAGGGUGUUGCGUACUUUGACUGGACAUCAAGAUAGUGUGCUUGGAAUACGUAUUGUCAAAGAAAAGUGUAUUUUGAGUUGCUCAAAGGAUCGUACCCUGCGAUUAUGGGACAGAGAUACUGGUGAGCUCAUCAGGGUCUUUCAAGGACAUCGAGCAGCUGUCAAUGCAGCACAGUGCAAAGACAACCGGAUUGUAUCAGCCUCAGGAGAUCGAUCCAUCAAGAUAUGGGAUUUAGAUACUGGAGAAUGCUUAAAAGAUUUGACAGGACAUACGCGAGGUGUUGCAUGUGUCGAAUUUGAUGGAAAACAUAUUGUGAGUGGAUCUAGUGACCAAACAAUCAAAGUAUGGGAUGCUUUGACAGGUGAGUGUAUAUAUACCUUGUUUGGCCAUACGGAGCUAGUUCGCGCUAUACAGCUUGAUUCAGCUGCUAGCCUGAUUAUUAGUGGUUGUUAUAAUGGUCAGCUCAAGAUUUGGAGUUUAUCAGAAGGGAGAUUGAUUAGAGAUUUGGGACAGGCUACAGACGGAAGGUAACUGGAUAAAAGAACCCAACAUUAAUCUAACACUGUUUAGAAUUCUAAACCUUAAAUUUGACUGCACAAAGAUUAUGUGUUGUUCUAAUUCAACACAGGUGAUGAUUUACAAUUUUGCUCAUGGGAUUAAUACACGGU
This is a messenger RNA of Gilbertella persicaria, 1610 nucleotides long. Its product is annotated as WD40-repeat-containing domain protein. Lineage: Eukaryota; Fungi; Mucoromycota; Mucoromycetes; Mucorales; Choanephoraceae. Gene Ontology annotation, molecular function: protein binding. The transcript has 3 exons. The record is from RefSeq and is a predicted model, not a curated record. Bases 4 to 1473 code for a protein of 489 amino acids.